This is a messenger RNA of Eriocheir sinensis (Chinese mitten crab), 6470 nucleotides long. RefSeq lists its product as uncharacterized. Bases 181 to 5403 code for a protein of 1740 amino acids. Gene Ontology annotation, biological process: regulation of DNA-templated transcription. NCBI's taxonomy places the organism in Eukaryota, Metazoa, Arthropoda, Malacostraca, Decapoda, Varunidae. The record is from RefSeq and is a predicted model, not a curated record. The transcript has 5 exons. Gene Ontology annotation, molecular function: zinc ion binding; sequence-specific DNA binding.
AACCAGGAGCGAGUCAGGGGAACCAAUUGCCAACCCAAGCGAGAUCCCACGGCUCGAGGAAGGGACAAGAUGGCAGCUGCUAUUUUCGCGGCUCCUGGACUGAUAACUCGACCGUCUGGCCUUAUUUUGUGCUGAGGUGACCCGUGUGAGUGUGUCCGAGUUCCCAUUGGCUCCAUCACCAUGUCGACCCCAGCGUUCGGGUGUCCCUUCUGUUCGGCCAUCUUCGCGGAGGAGGACCGGAUGUUAUGCCACUUCCUGCAGGAGAGCAAAGAUCGCGGAUGUAGCCAGCAGAAGGGCAAGGACUUCAGGGGGCCAGAUGACAAGAACAGCCAGAAGGAGACGGUGCAGGUGGAGGUUGGUGAUGACCCGAGCAAGCCCCAGGUCAUCACUCCACACGGCAAAGUUCCUCCGCUGGGUGACCGAGCCAUCAAGGAGGAGAUCAUUAUUGAGGAGUGCGAGGACGAUGACAUUCCGGAUGAGGAGACGAAGAUGGAGAUGGUGUGUGGGGCCGACUUACCACACAGCGAGGAGGACUUGGGUUGCUCCUUGGCUCGCAGCGCUGGGACCAACAUCCGCGUGCCGCCCAUCAAACGCGCCACCAAGAUCGAGUACAAGAAGAUGGUUGAGGGGCUCGCCGACAUGAAGAGCAUCAACCACAUUCUCCCGGUGUCCCAGAUGCAGUCCACUCUUCAGUACCUCUCCCAGCACUCGGACAUGGUGGUGGAAACGGAUGUGGGCAGCUUCGACUUGCACCGGAUGAGAUACAUGGAUUUCCUCCACCAGCUCCACCUCAACCGCAUUCAGAUCCAGGAGGAGAAUGAGUGGUUUGGGGAGAGGCUAAUGCUGCCUUUCCAGUGCGAGGAGAGCAUCGAUAUGGAGGCCGUUUAUAGAUUCCACGAGCUCAUACAAGACAAUAGCUGCUCCGUUACCGUUGGCCUCCCAUCCUGUACUGCCCUCGUGUCCGAUCUGAUGUCGCUCCCGUGUGACCGCUGGUUCACCGACGGCCUCCUGGACUGCUUUGCUCACCUCGUUCGCCAGUCAGCUGUCUGGCCAACUGAGGUGUUCAACGUCACCGAGCUGGCCGAGGUGAGUGAGGUGUGCGCCGUUUUGGAGGAGCGACACCCAGACCAGUCAGGGCUACAGGUCAUUUUCUUGCUGCAUGUCGGAAAGGCGGAGAACGAAGCCGCUCAGACGCUCCCCAAUGACCGCCUCUACACUGCCAGCCACUUCUCAUUCGCCCUCUUCAGCUUCGACCGUAACGAGGUGGUAUACGCCGACACCCUAGGCUGGAGCGUGCCGGAGCCGCUCUACUUCAUGAUGGACGAGUUCAUCGCCCACUUCGGUCUGUCUGAGCCGACAUUCUCCUGCCUCCAUGACCCUGAGAGCUUCACGGACGGGGAGAGCCACAUGUGCUCCAACAAGUGUGCACGGCUGUACCCGGUGGAGCAGGCAGACUCCGCGUAUGGCCUGGCAGUUGUGGUGGGUUUCUGCCUUGCUGCGGUGGACAAAGAUGCGUUUGGUCUCAUCACGGCGACGGUGCGGGAGAUCGAGCAGCCCAAUAAGCUGGACUACCUGCAGGACAUCACGCAGUACUCCAAGUUCCUGCGUCUGGUUCUCAUCACCUGGCUCAUGCAGGGGGACAUCAACGUGGCCAUGCUGUACCAGGUGCUUGAAGACUCAUCACCUCGCAGAACGCCUCGCUACAGCGCACGCCGACGAAAGAAAAAAGUACCAUUCGGAGCCAGUCCAGAAAACAGCCCUGAGCGAGAGGUGCCCAGCGUCAGCGUGGGUCAUAGCCCUCGCAGCGGCGGUGGGGGGUCACGCGCUACCCAGCCUCCGGAAGAACUCAAUUUUGAAAAUGUGAAUGACCUCCUGACCAAGCCUCCGGAAGUGGGCUACCUCAAGAACUACUCCUCCCUACGCGUCCGCUUCUACCUCAAGAACGGGAAGAUCGUCACCAAGAGGUUCAAGUGCAACGCAACGGGCAAGAAGGACCAGCGCGCCCUCAAGAAGGUUCAGGACUACGUGGACCGGAAGGAUGUCUAUGUCUACCUCAAGCACCAGUCCGGGGUCCUUCCCAAGCACCGGAAGAACUGGCUCAGGAGCAGAAACGAGGCCGUCAACGCCAUCCUCCUGAAGGCGGAACUCGUGACGCAGGGGGCCGGCAGCUUGAGACUCCGCUGCACACUCAAGAACGGCAUCACAAAGUCCAAGAUAUACAACGGGGAGAAGGACGACCCCAAGAUAAGGUCUGAGGUGCUGGAAUUCCUGAGCAGCCGGAUGUGCGAGGAGUGGCUCAAGGAGGAACGGAAGUGGAUAUACGACGAGGAGGUGAACCCGGGUGUGGAGACGAGAACGUACAUCGACACCAUUCCGUUCGACGUCAAGAAGAAGUGCAUCAAGGUGGACAGGCGCGUGAGGCCGGUGAGCGACGCGGGAACCCUCUCCGUGUCCGUCGAGGCUAAUCCAAACUGGGGACGUCUCCAUCGCUACGACGAAACGUAUGUCAUGAAGGAUGAGAAAUUCCGCCCUCGGGACCGCUUCAUCGCAGUGACCAUGAUCCUGCAGUGCGCCUCCUUGACGAGCGAGUGCCGGAGCGACUGUGGCAUCCCGAUCAAGUCCAUCACCACCCACGGGAAGCUCUGCAGCGGGUGUCAGCUAAACCUUGACUCUGGGCGUACGUGCGAGGGAUGCUUCACCACGGACAGCCCUCACUGGUACUCGAAUGAUGUCGCCUCUACCCUCUGCAAUGCCUGUUAUCGCGCGAACGGCCGACGCAAGACCCAGCGACGCAAGGACAAGAUCCACCAUCCUCACCUCAAAUGCAAGUGGAAGCUGAAGUUUGAGCUUGACCAGGACCUUAAGGCUUGGAAGGUGUACAAGGGGGCUACCAACGACUUCUACCACCACUUAGAGCCAGUCGGGGAGCGGAAACGACCCACCUGGACUGAGCGCGACGUGUGGGACAAGGCGCGGAUCCUGUCAAAUGCCACCGCUCAUGAGAUCUAUAACUCCAUGCAGAGGGAGAUGCCGUUGCUCCCCUCCUCGGACCCCAGCAACGCCUCGCAAGCCCUGGGGCAGAUCACGCGCCGCUGUAAGAGCAUCGACAAGAAGUAUCUCCAUCUCGCCAUGAACUGGAGGAAGGACCCAAACCCAACCUGCUCAGACUGGAGGAAGGCUGAAAAGGUACUUGAGACGAAUUUCGAGAACAUCCUGCACUACCAGCGAGGUGAUAAACUCCUCAACCGAGAGUACCGGAUCAUUCUGGCAACUGACGCAAAUCUGUUAGCCCUGCGCGACCUGGGACGGGAGGUCAUCGGGGUCGACUCCAAGGAAGACUUCAUGAACGGGUGCUUCAAGACGCUCUACGUGACGUACUAUGACCAGGCGGGGCAGGAGGAGGUGGCGGUCUCGGCGGUGUGCAAUAAGGAAGCAGAGGACACCUACAUGCUGGUCUUUCAGAUGAUCGCUGCGAAUAUUCCCUGCAGAGACCCAGCCUGCAAACAUCCCAAAGUCCUCCACAUCUACAAUGACGAAAAUGGGUUCUUCUGGACGCGGCCGUGCUCCUCCAAGGUCGAACUCCAGCCGUUGGUGCAGCACGAGAACAAGAACGAGUUGAGGAACGCCGUCACGUACAUGCUGUGGUUCUCAUCCCUGUACAACUUCAACACCCUGGAGACCGUCAGGGCACAGAUCUGCUCCCUGGAGAGCAUGCACAUGUACCUGGCCCCCAUAGAGCUGGGCUUCAAGUGCGUCCUCAUGGCCUGGAACAAUGAGAUGAGGAAGAGGCUCGAGCACAGCUACAAGGAGUUUAUAAUGAACUGUAUCCCGGAUCCACUGAUCAGUCACGCCAACAAGGAGGGAUUUAAUUUCUUCCUCAACAAAUUGUGGUUCGACACGCCGUGGAGCGACUCGUACACGUGCCAGGUGGUGUUUAGGGUGCCGAGUGCCUACCGGAAGAACGGGUUGUUGUCCAUCGAGCACCUGCCGGAGAGGAAGGUGAGGGAGGCGGACGAGCCGGACACCAGCGCCAGGAACAAGAGGAUGUCACACUACGUCGUCAAGAUGCUCAACAAGGUCCUGCACCGCGGCAUCUUCCAGGACGAACACACUGGUGAUGCCAAGGGUGGCUUCGACGACCGCAAGGACCGGGAGAUCCUGGCCAUCGAGAAAGCCCUGAGACUAUCCGAGGUGGGUGGCGUGGUGUGUCACCCCGGCUGGGAGGAGCACGGCUUUGUCUCGGUGGCGGUGGAGCAGUCCGAUGACCUCGAUGUGGACUUGGAUGAGGAGGAGGUGCCCAUCUUGACCAACCCGGCGCACACGAAGAAGCUGUUACAGAUGCAGAUGGAAGAGGCGAGUGGGGAUGUGACAGCCCGAACCAACACACAGAACACACACCUGAAGACACUCGCUCUCGACCUCUACCGGCAGGAGAUCUUGCGGUACGUCCCCCCGCGUGUGAGGUCUAGCGUGACAACCAACGAGCACAUCUGUAACGUCCACCUGCGGUCCUGCACAUGCUACACCUUCAUCGACCGCGGCCAGAUGGAGCUCUGCAAACACCUCUUCGCGGCACUCAUCACCACACGCCAGCUGGUGGACUUAGAGGGCGUGCUGGCGGAGGCUGCUCGCUGGUGCCCCAAGAUCCCUGUACCCCUCAAAACCUACGUCAACUUCAACAGGACCAUAACACUGCCCGGGUACAUGGCCAACAAGGUGGAGUGCUUGCAGGAUGUGUCGCGUGUGGCCACCGAGCAGGACCUUGAGCUGGCCAGACAAGGGCAGAUCCUACGAGUCCUCCAUGAAGCCACCUCCCCCUCGUCCUCCUCCAAGAAUGGCACCUUCCAGGCCCAGGACGGUUCAGUCGUGGUGCGGAAAUACGCCGUCACAGACCUUGCUGACCCCUACUGCCCAAACAUUGACUUCCCUAAGAGCCUGCGGGGACGGCGGAGCGGAAAGGCCAACAAGAAGGGGCUCAAGCGCUCCCUGGAGACGGACGCGGCCACGGAGGCGGUUCAGGAGGAGACCAAGAAGAUGCGCGUCGGGAGCGGCGAGAGCGAGUGUCAGGAGUUUGGGGAGAACAAUGUCUUCUAUGUCACCCUCCCAGAUGACACGGCAGAGGAGCUGCAGGAGGUGUCAGGGUCGGAGGAGUCCCGGGAGGUGCGUGAGGGUGACGCCAGCAUGUACCACGCCAAAGGGUUUCCUUCCAUAGUGUGUGGGCGGUGCCUGGACGAGAACAAAGGUAGCCCACAGUUGUGUUACUCACCCGGGGAGCUGCAGAGUCACAUAGAAAAGGAACACCCGGAUAAAACACUCGUGUGUGCCUUCUGCUACUUCAACAAUGUGUCCGUGCGGUGUGGCAGCGUCAAGGAGUUCAAUGACCACUUAAUGCAGGAACACUAGCAGCUUGCAGGGACUCAGUUGUAGGAUGUUUGUAAGUGUGUGGAGUCUGGACGAUGGCGGUGUGUGCAGCCAACAAGGGACAGUUUUCAGGCCUACAGUUGGCAGUAAGUUGUGUUUACUUUCCUGCCCCGUGAGAGUGAAGUGAUGUCUGGCCUGUCAGUGUCAUGCUCAUCAGUUAAUAAUGUGAGGAUGUCUUGUGUCACAAAGCACAUAAACACACAGAUGCAACAGCAGCAGCCCGUUCUACGACACGCACCAGGCUCAGGACACUUUACACGUAUUGUCCCGGACUUGUGAAGUUCAAAGAAAAAAAGAUGCAAAGUUCGCCAAAUUUUCCUUCCUGUGACAUCUGAGUUGUUUGUCUCGGCCACCGAGAAGUACAAUGCAUUUGUGCCGUUAUGUUAAUUUUUUAAUAGUGUGUACAUUAACGUACAAUUUAAUUUGUACAUUUCCUUGACAAAAAUUAAACAAAUAAAAGCCCUCAAUGACUGUAAGACAUGUAAGUGGAGCACAGGGAUAAGGGCAUUGAAUGGGCAGUGCUCAGUGUGACUUUCCUUACAUUUAGUACUUGAGGUGGAAGGGAAAAGUAGAGGAAGGACUGCAAGCCAUGUGUGUAGAGUGUAGAAGGAGCGACCCGCCUUUUGUUCAGUUUUGGGCAAAACAUGUUUUAAACCAACCACCACUCUGCACACCCCACACCAGCCAACCGACUGAUAAAUCAUGCAAUAUUGGACCUAUGAAUCACUCGCUCUUAGGUCACUUUUUCCUUGACGUGCUUCACCCCACGACUGAGCAAGAUUUCAAUGCUGCCAGUGUUGCCACCAAAAACAGAAACCACAUUAAAUUAUUUGGUCACUCAUUUUACGCUAAACGCCUCAUGUUAUCAAAGUUCAUGGUGAGUGGAAGUCCUUGUAUUAGCCUUGUCUUGCUUGUGAUUGAUUAAGGAAAGAGAAAGAAAGUGGGGCAGGUUCUGGUAUUGAGUUUCGUGACAUUUUUUUAUGGAAGAUUUCAACCUACCCUGUAUAUGUAAAUUUGUGUACAUAUAUUGAUAAAGUAUUUCUGUAGUA